AUGAAUUGGGAAGAUGGUCCAGAUGGGAAGAAGUGCUUCAAUAUAUUGGGCUUAAGUUACAAUGACUUGCCGUAUCUGUUAAAACCAUAUUUUCUAUACAUCGCUGCAUUUCCAGAGGACUCCAUUAUCUCUGCUUCCAAAUUAGUGAGGUUGUGGGUCGCCGAAGGUUUCAUACCGGAGGAGCAGAGAAGGACAAUGGAAGAAAUUGCUAGAGUUUGGUUGGAUAAUUUGGUCCAGAGGUGCAUGAUCCAGGUUGUCGAGAGAAGCAAGGCUGGCGGGCAGGUUAAGAGCAUACGCAUCCAUGAUCUGUUACGGGAAUUUGGCCAAUCGGAAGCCAGAAGGGAUGGAUUUCUUCAAAUUUGCAGCAGUGACAACAUGGCAGUAUCUAUAUGGAGUCAUCGUGCGGCUUUCCACAAUCGUAUAAAUGACGAGGUUGCUGUUUCCUCACCACAUCUCCGCACUCUGCUGGGCUUCAAUUUGAUUUUGACUAAUGGGAGAAGAUUUUUGAAUGGGUUAAACUUAUUAAGGGUGCUGGAUCUCGAGGGCACAAGAGAUCUUAAGGAGUUACCGAAACAGAUCGGCAGCAUGAUUCAUCUACGAUAUCUGGGAUUGAGAAACACUAGUUUGAAGAGACUGCCAUCCUCCAUCCGACAUCUCCUGAAUCUGCAGACUCUGGAUGUGAGUGGUACAUACAUUUAUUGGCUUCCGAAAUCAUUUUGGAAAAUCCGGACACUGAGGCACGUAUAUAUUAAUCUAUACAUGUUUCUAAGCGCACCGAUAGGUGGUGAUCACAAAAACUUGCAGACUCUGCAAAUCGAGGAGUCUGAAUUUGGUCUGGAUGCUAUGGAUAUUGUCCGUUUACGAGGCAUAAGAUUCAUCAAAAAAUCGGUUACUACACCAAGCUUUACUAUGGAGGAGAUUCACAAAGCAGUUGAUAGAAUGUUUGAGGAGUCACUCGAAAAAGCACUCAAGCAAAUGGACAACCUCGUCUCGUUGUCUCUGAUUUUGCUCGAACGUAUAAUCCCUGGGGAUGUCCUUUUUGCUCAGACACCAAACCUGUACCAGCUCCGUUCAUUGACAUUAUGGGGACGGUUGUUACUCAAACAACAGCAGCAGUGCCCAGAUAGCAGUCAAUUCCCGCCAAACCUCACCAAGCUCGUAUUAAUUCAUUCUGAAUUCGAGCAAGACCCAAUGCCGGUGCUGGACAAGCUACCAAACCUCAGGCUUCUUCAACUAAAUGCAUAUGCAUACAAAGGGAAGAGCAUGUCAUGUUCUUCUACUAGAGGCUUUCCUCAACUACAACAAUUGGUAUUAUUUGGUGUCCAUAGUUUAGAGGAAUGGAGAGUGAAGGCUGGGGCGAUGCCUAGCCUAACCCACUUAACUAUCGCAAAAUGCGAGAAGUUGAAGAUGCUUCCUGAGGGAUUGCAGCACGUGACCACACUUCGAGAACUGGACCUGAGAGAUAUGUCCUAUGAGUUCAACAAAAGGGUCAGAAAUGAGGAUGCGUACAAGGUCCGACACAUCCCCUCCAUUCAUUUUGACUUGCCGAACGAAAUUGAAUUCAUGUAA
Phoenix dactylifera (date palm) is the source of this 1569-nucleotide messenger RNA. The record is from RefSeq and is a predicted model, not a curated record. Lineage: Eukaryota; Viridiplantae; Streptophyta; Magnoliopsida; Arecales; Arecaceae.